AUGAGUCUUAACGAGCACUCUCUCCAAGCCCUGUCCUGGAGGAAGCUCUACCUCAGCCGGGCCAAGCUCAAGGCGUCGAGUCGGACUUCUGCGCUGCUCUCUGGAUUCGCGAUGGUGGCCAUGGUGGAGGUGCAGCUGGACAACAGUUACCCCUACCCCCCCGCGCUCCUCAUCGCCUUCAGCGCCUGCACCACGGUCCUGGUGGCCGUGCACCUGUUCGCCCUCAUGGUCAGCACCUGCAUCCUGCCAAACAUCGAAGCCGUCAGCAACGUGCACAACCUGAACUCUGUGAAGGAGUCUCCUCACGAACGCAUGCACCGCUACAUCGAGCUGGCCUGGGCCUUCUCCACCGUCAUCGGCACGCUGCUGUUCCUGGCCGAGGUGGUGCUGCUCUGCUGGGUCAAGUUCCUGCCCAUCAAACCCAAUAAGUCCAACAACCACACUGUGUCGUCGGGCGUGGCGGCAGCGAUCACGUCCACCUCCAUCAUGGUGCCGUUCGGACUGGUCUUCAUCGUGUUCGCGGUGCACUUCUACCGCUCGCUGGUCAGCCACAAGACAGACCGACAGUUCCAGGAGCUGGAGGAGCUCUCCAACCUCACACGGCUGCAGAACGAACUGGACAACAGGGGGGACGCCUCCAUGCUGCAGUCCCCCUCCUCACACUUCCCCUAG
Molecule: messenger RNA, 672 nt
Organism: Knipowitschia caucasica
Lineage: Eukaryota; Metazoa; Chordata; Actinopteri; Gobiiformes; Gobiidae
Source: the annotation of a GenBank genome assembly